Momordica charantia (bitter melon) is the source of this 1125-nucleotide messenger RNA. The record is from RefSeq and is a predicted model, not a curated record. NCBI's taxonomy places the organism in Eukaryota, Viridiplantae, Streptophyta, Magnoliopsida, Cucurbitales, Cucurbitaceae.
AUGAAAUUGGAAGUAUGCAAAAUUAUACGGGUGGGAAAGCUGAGGUAAAAAUUGAUAGUUUCCAUUGUUUACUAUAAUCGUUUAGAUAACGAUUUGUUGACGAAUCAAGAGCUUCGCCGUUGGAUCGAUCGUCCCCGUUCAUCUCCAUCACGAAUUUUCUCUCCAUUUCCGUUGCUCUCAGUCUCUUCUCCGAUCCAUCAGCAAGGUUCCCAGUCCAGGAAAACGAGUUAGAUCAGUGGAGAAGCGGGGAAGAACGGAAUUCUUAAUUGCUUCAUUAGGCAACUGAUUGUAGAAAACCAUGCAGUUCUUUGGUGGGUCAGAGAUUAGCCCUUCGCCUCCGGCCCCGACAGCAACAGGAAACAAUGUGCAUAUGAUGUAUAUUUUCAAUAGGAAUGGAGUUUGCUUGUUCUACAGGGAGUGGAAUCGGCCUCUCCGGACAUUGAAUCCCCAGCAAGACCACAAACUUAUGUUUGGUUUGCUCUUCUCGCUCAGAUCCUUUACUGCCAAGAUGGACCCAACCAGUACUGAUAAAGGCAAUCUUGGGGUGCCUCAGUUACCUGGCCAAGGUUGUUCGUUUCACAGUUUUCGUACAAAUACCUACAAGCUCAGUUUUACUGAAACUCCAUCAGGGAUAAAGAUUAUUCUGGUUACCCAUCCUAGAACCAGUGAUCUAAGAGACUCAUUAAAGUACAUCUACAACUUGUAUGUUGAAUAUGUAGUGAAAAAUCCACUCUACAGUCCAGGAACCCCAAUCAGGUGUGAGUUAUUCAAUACAAGUCUUGACCAAUAUGUAAGAAGCAUAUCAUAGAAAUGAAGGGUAGUAACUGCUCUGCCAUUUUAGUUUCAUUCAAGACGUAUGCUCUGUCUGUCUUUUGUUGAUAGGCAUGAAUGCGUUUCAUUGAAGAACGGUGCAGUUGCCAAAAAAUUCCUACCUGUGAGUUUCUUUUUUUAUUCCAUUGGUUGGACUGUAGAGAGUGCACGGGUAUGAAAUAUUCGAGUUUUUUUGUUUCCUUUUCUUUUUUCUUUUUCCUCCCAGAACAUUUGUGGUAAGUUGGUAACUUCUGGUGCUCUGUGAUAGCGGUUGAAGGAGAAUAUAUAUAUAUAUAUUAGAUUUUUUAGUACAAA